UUGGACACACAAUCCAGCAUGUGAUAAUGCAGGAGUGAAAAAUAAGCAGAUAAGGCAACCACUCAGAAUCACACACACCAAUCACCACUUGGAGCCAGUGAAGGCUCAAGAGAAUGGCAUCAAUUGCUGGCUUGCAUGGUUCCUCCCAGGUUGUGUUGGAAGGGAGUGGCUCCACACGGUUGAAUGUGGGGAGUGGAAGCAGGGUCACACGUGCGGGGUUAGCAGCUAGAGCACAAAGUAGCCGCAGGCCAGUGCUUUCUCUUGUUGCUGCUGGUUUGCCCACUGCCUCUUCUGUUCAAACUGAUGCCAAGCCUCCCCCAUCUUCUGCCCGAUUGCUGAAUUUCCCUUGUGCUGUCCUAGGAACUGUAUUUUGUCAAAGGAAGCAAUUAACUCAUGGAUGCACAAACCAAAAAUCAAAGGAUUACCUAGUCAUGCUGCAUUCUGAGAAGGCAUUGAGGAGGACUCUCAUCCUUUCUGUCUUGGUCUCAACUGGUGUUUUUCCAGCUUUAUCUUCUUAUGGGAAGACAAAGAGUAAGAAUCCGUAUGAUGAGAAACGUUUGCUACAACAAAAUCAGCGGAUACAAAAAGAAAACAAUGCACCGGAGGACUUCCCAAAUUUUAUUAGAGAAGGUUUUCAAGUUAAAGUAGUGUCAUCAGAUAACUAUGUAACGAGUGAUUCAGGUCUCAUAUACCGAGAUUUUGUAGUUGGUCAAGGUGAUUGCCCAAAGGAUGGUCAGCAGAUCACUUUUCACUAUGUUGGCUAUAACGAAUCUGGCCGUCGUAUUGACAGCACUUAUUUGCAGGGUUCUCCUGCCAAAAUUCGCAUGGGUAACAAGUCAUUAGUUCCAGGAUUUGAGGAAGGAAUUAAAGACAUGAGACCAGGUGGGAAGAGAAGAAUCAUUAUUCCCCCUGAACUUGGACCACCAGUAGGACCCUCAACCUUUUUCAGCGCAAAACAGUUUGAAGUUUUUGAUAUUGAACUAUUAAGCAUACAAAACUGUGAAAGAAGGACCAUAGCCUUUUACUCAGAUGUGGUUUGCAAUUGAGAUAAGGAUGCCAUCUGAGCUUUCUAAAGCAUGACCACUAAAGGCCUAGAGCACAGAUUAUUAUAGCUAAGAACUAAGUUAUGAUUUUACAUAGUAACUACACAACCUUUAGCUUCUUGCUUUGAGGCAAUCAUCAAAUGUCAUUGUUGAGAUUUUUUCUUCAUUUUCUUUGAGCAUAUUGGCUAGUGUUUUUUUAUUGAUCUGGUAUGUAAGAUGUUAACCUUGUCAAUCAUCAAGAAAGGGUAUAGUCUUCAUUGGUAAA
Molecule: messenger RNA, 1308 nt
Organism: Cajanus cajan (pigeon pea)
Lineage: Eukaryota; Viridiplantae; Streptophyta; Magnoliopsida; Fabales; Fabaceae
Product: FKBP-like peptidyl-prolyl cis-trans isomerase family protein
Molecular function (GO): peptidyl-prolyl cis-trans isomerase activity
Source: RefSeq, a predicted model, not a curated record